AGCCAAUACCUGCGUGCGAAACCUAAAAUCUGGUUCAAACCGGUUUCCAUCUUAUUUUUCUAUAUAAAAACUUUAUAAAACAUACAGCCGUUAUUAUUUGACAUUUAUUGCUAAACAGUUUUCCCCACAAGUGUGUAGUGGUGAACAAGCCUGCCGCCCCUGCGUAAUCAUCUUCCUAUUUUCAACGGUCAAGAUGCCUAAAAGAAAGAUUGAUGGAGACAAGGCAGUCAAAAGCAAGGAAGAGCCUAGACGCUCAGCAAGAUUGUCAGCUAAACCUGCACCUCCUAAACCAGAGCCCAAACCCAAAAAAGCUGCACCUAAGAAGGCAGCCAAAGGAAAGAAGGGCAAGGAAGCCCCUGCUGAAAACAGUGAUGCCAAGACAGACCAGGCACAGAAGGCUGAGGCUGCAGCAGACACCAAAUGAACAGCGUUUGAAAUUUUUUUGAUCAUUCUAUGUACUUGGUGACUGUACAGUUCGAAAUAACUAUUUUUUACCAAGUUUUAUAUAAAAGAAAUGCGGUUUUUAGUUCCAUUGUCAGCUUACAUAUAAUGUGUUGAAACUGUGCAAAGGGGUUUUUCUUGUGUUCAGAUCUUUUUUAUGCCAUUGUUAUAUUAACUCCGUCCAUAUCCUGUCAAAAAUAAUGUGCCCUCUCUAAAUCAGUUUUAAACUGCUGAAUGUUACCAUUUUAUUUCCUACAUUUGGUUUUUAAAAUACAAUUUUAAAUACCAAACAUUAUCAUGGCAGCUAAAAUGUAUUUGUAAAACA
Megalops cyprinoides (Indo-Pacific tarpon) is the source of this 766-nucleotide messenger RNA. It is a transcript of the gene hmgn2, whose product is annotated as high mobility group nucleosomal binding domain 2. Gene Ontology annotation, cellular component: chromatin; nucleus. Gene Ontology annotation, biological process: chromatin organization. The transcript is spliced from 6 exons. Gene Ontology annotation, molecular function: nucleosomal DNA binding. Bases 194 to 424 code for a protein of 76 amino acids. Lineage: Eukaryota; Metazoa; Chordata; Actinopteri; Elopiformes; Megalopidae. The record is from RefSeq and is a predicted model, not a curated record.